UUGCCAGUUUGUUUAUGGAACAUUUGUAUACACCAUCGUCUAAGCUCGGUUGAUUGCGGGAGUUCCGGGAUGUGAUUUUUCUGGCGUGGCGGCGAUAAAGACGGAGCGAUUUUUUUGUGCGUGGUGACGAAGGUGACGAUGGGUGCGUACGUGCAAAAAUCUGUCUUACAUCGUUGAAAAUGAUACGCUAAAAUGUGUUCAAUUCGAUAAAAAGGCUAGUGAAGGCUUCGCCCUUCUACGUUGGCAACGUCCAGAGUGGCUUCCCAUCGUCACGAAACGUCCGGCGUCGCUGUACGGUGCAUCCGAUACGAUGGCUUGCAUUUUCAUAUGGUGUUUUUUUUUUACGUGAAGUGUUUACUGUACGUGAGGUUUCGGAAGUGAUUGUUUCAUAAGCGCAGGUCUCAGUUUUAUGAUUUCAUGUAAAGUGGAUGUUAAAAUUUAAAUUACAUUGAGCUGCGAACCCUGCAAUCAUUGCAAGUGCUGGUGUUGAAGUGUUGUACGGGCGAAAAAAAAUGUAUGCAUUGAUAGCCAACCGAAAGCAUUGUAUGUUGUAUGCUUUUGUCGCACGUGAAGUGUUCUGUGGUGUGAAUAAUAAUCUACUACAACAGUCCGACAGUGUGCACAAUCCAUCCUUCUCACCGGUACGCCGGAAGAAUAUUAUUCCAUCACAGCAUCGUGGUGUUUUUUGUUGAUAAACGAGCGAGAAGAAAUUGAACGAACGCAACUGCAAAAACCGCGCACUGAACGAAGCAAGUGUCACAACCGUACCACCUUUUGACGAAAACGUCAACAUCAUCUAUCUUUUAACGAAGUUGUGGUUGCGUUCGACUAAAAAUGGGCAGUGGGUUCGCGACAGAAGAAAAUGGCGUCUGCCAACUUUUUGGAAGAAGCGCUUAAAUCAGACGUCGACGAAUCCGCGGUGAAUGCGAUAGUCGGUACGUUAGAAAAUCAGUUGGACGCGAACACGAACCAGGUGCAACAAGUUGAAAGUGGAGCUGGUCCGUUACUGACGGUCGGUGGUGUUAAAAAUCAUACUGCUGGUGCACGCAUUGAGGCAGGCGUUGUGUCUAAUGGGGGUACGGGCAGCAGCAGUAGCAGUGCUUCACCACCAGUACAAGCAGUGUCGUCGACUCUCGCACAGCAGCAAAAGAAACACGGUGGCCUCAUUACGAAUGGUGAAAUAGUGUCGAAUAGUAGUGCGAACCAUAGUGCUAUCAUUAACAACAAUACGAUUACGACCAAUAAUAACAACCUUGGCAAGACGUUCGUGGUGAACGCGAGUGCGAACAGCUCGAUAACGACGGUGAUCGGUGGCAAGGGUGUUGGCGGUAACGCCGUUGUCGGUGGUACGUUAUCGAACAGCGUUGGCCAGCAUCAGCAUCAUCAGCAGCAGCAUCGUAACGCAAUCCCAGCAACGGUGGUUGCCACGGGGGGUACUAACGGCGGAGGCGGCGGAACCGUUAACAUCAUCAGCCAGCAGAUUGUGGUACCUGCGCGUAGUGUUAGCGGUGGCACCGUCGGCCACCAUCCACCUCCGCCGUUCAACGUUCCACCACAGCACAGCUACAGCUCGGCAGCAUCGGGCAACAGCAGCGGCAACAGCAUCGUUCUCAGCAAUAACCAUCUCGUAACGUCGUCGAAUAUGCCAAAGAAUGAACCAGUGAAAUUGGUUUAUCCUGCAGCCGGCGGUACACAGACGGCGGUCCUCAACAUGAAUAACAACCGCGUCACGCUGACCCCGUCCUCGCUGCCGAACGGGACACUUACGAUGUCCCAGCAGCCGCAGCUGAUACAAACGAACGUGGUGGCGACCGGUGGCGGGACCAAAACUAUCACUGGCACCACAAUCCAGCAGCAGCAGGUCGCGGGUCAGCCGGGCCAACAGCAGCCGGGUGCCGCACCGCAGACGAUCAUCAUCAAGAACUCGUCCGGUGGUGGCACGGUCAUGAAUACCGGCACGCCCGGCAUCGUGACGGUUUCGAAACCGAUCAACAAUCAGGCAACACCAAACAUAGUCGGUUUACCCGGUGUACAAAUUGUAAAUGUUAGGCCUGGCGCACAACCCACACAAGCACAGCAGAAAACUGUUGCCGCUGUAUCACCUAGAGUUGUUAUUGGUAGUCAGCCAAUAGUUAGUACUAGACCACCAAACGCAAGCGCUAUCACAUUAAGUGCCCUUCAAGGACAGCAAGGUUCAACGCUGCUGCUGAAAAACGAGCAGGGCCAGUUUCAGCUGCUCCGGAUCGGUCCGGCCCCAGCCGGCACCCAAAUAACACCCGCCAGUCUUACUGGAUCGUCCGCCAACCCAACGAUACGGUUGCAAACUGUACCAGCUGUAAGUAGGUUUACCGGUCCUCCAUUAGCCCUCCGAAAGACCAUUGUCACCAGUGCGCAACAGGUGAAACAGAAGCAAAAUACACAUUCAUCCGGGUCAGGUGCAAUAAUAGUGAGCUCACAGUCGAUAACGACAGCACCGACCAGCUACAUCUCCACCCAACCGACGCCGGUUGCAUCGGUAGCACCGGUACCGGCCCUUGCCGCUCAGCAAAAUAUCACGAUCACUCACUCCCCGUCGCAGGUGGGAGGGCAACCGACGGUGCUAGCGGCACAGCAGCACCAGCAGCAGACGACGACGGUCGUCGCGACACCUCAUUCCGUAGGCCAACAGCAGUCGCAACAGCAGACGGUUGUUGUUACCACCACACCGGGUACGACACCGGCGCAGCAGCGAAACUCCUUAGAUAAUACCAAAGAAAAGUGUAGCAAAUUUUUGACGAACCUAAUCGAACUCUCGAAGCGGGAACCGGCCAAGGUGGAGCAGAAUGUGCGAACGCUGAUACAGGAGUUGGUGGAUGCGAACGUCGAUCCGGCGGAGUUUUGCGAAAGGCUCGAGCGCCUACUGAACGCUAGUCCGCAACCGUGUUUGAUUGGCUUUCUGAAGAAAAGUUUACCACUGCUACGGCAAUCGCUAGUGACUAAAGAAAUAACGAUCGAAGGUAUCAACCCACCCUCGACCGCUGUAGCCUUUGGUACUACCGCCUUAUCCCAAAUUCCUGCCCAAAUACGUCCGGUCGCACCGACGAUCGUGUCGCAGAACAGUAUGGUCGGACAGACACAAAUCCGUAUGCUAACCUCUCAAUCCGGCAUGACGACAGUGCCACGUAUCGGACAAACCACCAUCCGGCCGGCGGCCCCGGUGCGAAUACAAACGCCCCUACAGCAACACCAAACGGGUUCGACGACAACGACUAUUGUAGGACCACGCUCCAUUACUGCCCAACAAAUACGACCAAACGCAACGACGAUCGGUCAUACGACGAUCGUGCAGACGGCGGGCGGCCAACAGCUGCCGCAAACCAUCUCAACCACACCUCCUGCAUUGCUACCGAUCCGCGCACCGUCCGGCACCUCGAUUACACGUACUGGCGCGACGUUACAGAUACGCACCACUACACCGGUGUCACGCACGGUUACGUCCGUCGGCGGCACGACGGUAACGACGGGCGGGAUCGGCAAACAGAUCCUCCAGACGCAAGUCAAUCAGAUCCGCGGACAGACGCCGGUUGCUUCGGUGGCGGCCGUCGCUGCGGCGGCCGCUGCCGCCGCUUCCGGGUCCACUGCAACGCAAGUAAAGCAAGUGACAGCAAUUACCGGCGGUGGGAACGUGGUGGUUAGUUUGAACCAAGUGCCACCUCCGAUGCAGCCAGUGUCAGGGAACGCAAGCGUCAUUGGCAGUACCGCGGGCUCGCUGGCCGUUAGUCUUGUACCGACCAUGCCCGCCCUCACGCUCACCUCCUCGGCGGUAAGCGCCGGACUGGGUGCGGGUGUUGCAUCUUCGGCAGCGACGGCGGUGCCCGGCGGCAUCGCCGCGACGGUCGUUGUAAACUCUUCGUCCACCGUACCGGUGCCAACGGGAGCCGCUUCGCUCGGCACGGCUGCGACCGGUGUCGGUAGCAAUAGUAGUAGCGGGAUAGUGGCCGGUGCGACCGUUACGAGCGUAUCGACUAAUAAAACUGUUACCGCCAAAUCGCAGAACCUCUCGGGCGCGUCCAAGAAGAAGGCUAGCUCAUCGUCGGCCGCCAGCGGCACGGAUCCGGAGAGUGCGGCCAGCAAGCGGGCCGGUGCGUCGGCACAGUCGCAGUUCUAUCACCACCAUGCGUCCAUGUACGGGGACGACGACAUAAACGAUGUGGCCGCGAUGGGCGGUGUUAAUCUGGCGGAAGAAACGCAACGCAUCCUCGGUUCGACCGAGUUCGUUGGGACGCAGAUACGUUCGUGCAAGGACGAAGUGUUUCUCCAUCUGCCGGCACUGCAAUCGAGAAUACGUAACAUUAUCGCACGCCACGGUCUCGAGGAGCCGAGCAAUGAGGUGGCCGUGUUGAUAUCGCACGCCUGCCAGGAACGGUUAAAGAACGUCGUCGAGAAGCUAGCCAUCAUUGCGGAACAUCGGAUAGAUAUCAUUAAGCUCGAUCCGCGAUACGAAGUCACCAAGGAUGUGCGAGGACAGAUAAAAUUUCUUGAAGAGCUAGACAAAGCCGAACAGAAGCGGCACGAAGAGCAGGAGCGAGAAAUGCUAAUGCGGGCGGCAAAAUCGCGCUCCAAAACUGAAGAUCCGGAACAGGCAAAAUUAAAGGCAAAGGCGAAAGAAAUGCAACGCGCCGAAAUGGAGGAACUGCGGCAAAGGGAUGCAAAUAUGACCGCGUUGCAAGCCAUCGGUCCGCGAAAGAAGCCCAAACUCGAGGAAGGUGUAACGGCAUCUGCUACGCCUGGUGUGUCUGGUAUCGGUACGUUGAGUGGGAAAACGCCCACACCAUUGCGGCCGCGUAUCAAACGAGUCAACCUGCGCGAUAUGCUGUUCUAUCUGGAGCAGGAGCGGGAUACCGGGAAAAGUCAGAUGCUUUACAAAGCCUACCUCAAGUGAUCGAUUGUGCUGCUGCCGCCGGUGGAGGCUAGAAGAAUGACGAUCGCGACCAAACGACAGUUCGCCGUUUCUACGUAUAAAGGGCAAUCGAUUGCUAGCAUCUUGCGCUGCCGUGUAUUGUUGUAUCUUACUGCUAGUUCCCUGUCAGUGUGCGUGGCGUUUGAUGCACACGUGCCACAAUUUUCCUAUAGUGGAUGGAACAUUUGUGAUGUAUUUGGUUGCACGCACAUUCAGGUGUGAAUCGUUUCAACACCGAGGAUCGGCAUGUGUAUGCGUGUCCAUUUACGCAUGAUUAAGAGGAGCGGGUUAGGAUGUGAACUGAUUUUCUAUGUUAUAAACGAUAGAUUCCUAACCUUACCUUUUUUUGCGUCAUCAGUCUACACUCGCCCUUGGUCGAGAGAAAAUUAAUCUAGACGGUCGAAAUCCAUGGAAAUCAGCACAAUAGUGCUACAUACAGAGUAAUAACGUCAAUAGAAACAAGCAUACAAACCAUACUCCCCCCGCGAAGCCAGUCAGGAAAUGUGUUUAGAAGCAGAGGAAAUAGUUUUAGAAUGACACGCAAGUUGAAUAUUGUCCAGGGGAUUGAAGUGGAUAGUGGUAAUGACAUGUGAAAUGCUAGAGAAAAAGAUAGGAUGUGAGGUGGUUUCGUUGUAUAGAUAAACUGUGCAUAAGCUAGAAUAUUGGGGUUUGUAACAGAAGAAUAUAUUCUAUAAUGCAGCAAAGUGGAUGAGAACUAUAGUCGGAAAUGCUGUUUUGAAACCGUAGAUAGUAGCGAGCCCAGUCAAAAGUUUUGAAUGAAAACGAAGUAAAAAAAACAACUGCGGCAUUGUGUGUGUGUGAAUGCGCGUGUGUAUGAUUGUGCUGAAUGGUCCAGUAGCGGGGCACUAUCGAGCAACACAGCUUGUGAUAAGAAAGUGCGUGUGUCUGUGUGUGCGUGCGUGAUCGUGUGCGAUUGUGUGUAAAUAAACAUGAAUAAGUCUCCUGGCGCUACCGGUAAUAGAAAAGGGAAUAAAAAUUUAACAAAUCAGAAAACGAAAA
Anopheles funestus (African malaria mosquito) is the source of this 5959-nucleotide messenger RNA. Its product is annotated as transcription initiation factor TFIID subunit 4-like. Gene Ontology annotation, cellular component: transcription factor TFIID complex. Gene Ontology annotation, molecular function: RNA polymerase II general transcription initiation factor activity; protein heterodimerization activity; DNA binding. The transcript has 11 exons. The record is from RefSeq and is a predicted model, not a curated record. Bases 863 to 4921 code for a protein of 1352 amino acids. NCBI's taxonomy places the organism in Eukaryota, Metazoa, Arthropoda, Insecta, Diptera, Culicidae. Gene Ontology annotation, biological process: DNA-templated transcription; transcription initiation at RNA polymerase II promoter.